GGUGAUGGUUCGCGGUGUUGUCAGUCAAGUGUCAAAGGGUGAGGCGGCCGCAAUCCGCGCGUACUAUGCGCGACUUACAGUGUACGUACGAGUGUUUGUGUCCCUGUGUGUGUGUGUGUGUGAAGUACUUUCCCGACCUACAGUAACUGGGGGCUGCUUGGUCCGGCCACAGCCCAGCAUUGAGCGCUCGCAAGCACUUGGACCUCGUCCCCCUUGACCCGCGUGGUAUGAAGUUCCUCUUCAUUCCUCUUCGGUUGGAAGAUCGACGAAGUACGGAUAAUAUUAAGGUGUUUCAUUCAAGCUCGUUUUCCAUACUAGAAAUGUGUCCCAUUGUUUUUAGUCUUAUCUUGCUGUUGAUUGGUGCGCGAUUUAGUUUUGUGUUGAUCUAACAGCAGCAAUUCCUUGUUAUCUUUUAAAAUCGUUUCACGUGUUCCAUUGGUUCCGAGUAGUAGCGUAAAUUACAUCGAUCUAUAAAUUAUACACUUACCUACGUGAUGGAGUAAGUACUUUUUAUUUUUGGUCGUCGUAACUCUCUGUGGUUUGAUAACGUGUGUGUUCUGAUAUUCGACUUAUAACAUUUCAGAGAUGUUUCUGUAGUUUUUACAGGCCCUUAAAGUACAGGCCCUUAUAGUUUGCUUGUUUUUCUAAUUUUAUUUCCGAAAAAGCCAUUGGCGUAGUAAUUAAUUGUGUACCUGUGGUUUGGGUUAUAGUGAUGUGAUAUCUGUUACAAUACAGUGUCCUGGUGUUGAGUAGGUUUGUUGUUUUUUAAAAUCAAAUAUUAAAAGCACAACUUUUUUAUAGCUUCAAGCACGUGAUCCAAUUCAAUAGUUCACCAGUUCUAGUCUAUUGUUGUGGUGAUGGAGUUCAGAUCUGGAUGACUGCAGUCAUGCUUUGUUGAACUUUUUCAUAACUGUUAUUGUUGGAUUUUUCCGGACGGUGCGUCAUCUGGCAGCGAUUAAACGAUUUCUCGACAUACCAUAGCUUAAAAGUACUCGGUGAGUCAUUUUCAAAUGGAUUGUCAAGUGAGGUAUUUCCUUGAUGUUUAAACGAUGAAGUGUGCUAACGUUGCAGCCUGUGUUAUUGUGAUUUCAAGUGGAUAUUUAUCGUUUUGACUGGUCGACUACGGGGACCGGUCACGCUUCAACUACCGAGGAUGACUUACCGAUACAGAUCAACAGGAGUCUUGGUGAAAAAGUCCCGAAAGGUUACGAAUGCAUAGAGACAACUCCUACAGAGUACCCGGCCAACCUGAACCAUGGCAGUAUGCGCUGGUGCCCAGAUAUGUACAUCUGCUAUCGUCGAGGUCGAGAUAAACCACCGCUCAAAGAUCUCGGCAUCCUGUGUGAGGGAAAAGAGUUUGUCAUGGACGGCUGUGAGGUGGUGCAGACUACCAUGGCGGGUCACCCUGCCAACGUGAACAACAGCACCAGCAGUCGUAUCUACAUCACGUACCGCCGGGCUGACAAAUGCGCGGCCAGCGACACUCUGGUUGUGGUGGACAUCUGUGUCAUCCUUGGCAGUCGGGGAGAAGAGCCACCUCUGACCUUCUUGAAAAUACCUAAAAACCUUAACAAGGGUGUGGUUGGUUCUGAUGUAUUUCUCUGUUACAAGAAAGCAAUGGUCAAGAAUGAUGUUUUAGCCUACAAAGCCUCAAUCCUGGACCGUUAUCCUUUAGAGGACUACAGUGACUUCCCCUUGCCGGAGCAGGUGCCGAUGUUCUGCCUGCCUAUGGGAGCCACGAUUGAAUGUUGGUCAGCGGACGCCCAGCACCCCAUGCCUAGCUUCUCCACUUUCAUCCUCACUGGGGCAGCUGGGGAGAAGGUUUAUGGUGCAGCUGUGGGGUUCUAUGAGGAGUACAGAGAAGAGGAUCUGACAGACCUGCAGAUGAGAUCCCUGGGCUUGAAGAACAAGAGCAUUCGAGAGCAGUACCGCAUACAGAAAACAGUGCAUGUGCGCAAAUCCAUCUCUCUGUUGUCACACUGGCCCUUCUUCGACGCCUUCAAGAAGUUUUUGUCCCAGCUGUACAAGGUGUCCAUCACGGGGCCGCACCAUGUGCCUCUGGAGCGACAUAUCUCUCACUUUAUGUACCACGUGCCGUACCCAUCGCCUGAACGGCCGCGCAUUUUGGUGCAGCUGGCUCAUGAUUCGCUCUCCCUGUGCAUGCCUGAGGACUCCCCACUGCCUCAGAGUGGUGCGUCAUUUAUCACCCUGCUGGGUAAUCUCGGACCAGACCACACGAUGAGUGUGCUGUUGUUUGUGCUGCUGGAGAGCAAGAUUUUGCUGCACUCGUUGCGACCGACUGUUUUGACAGAGGUGGCUGAGGCAGUGUCCACCAUGAUCUUCCCAUUUCACUGGCAGUGUCCAUACAUCCCUCUGUGCCCCUUGGGUCUUUCAGAUGUACUGAAUGCUCCUUGCCCCUUCAUUGUCGGUGUGGAUUCACGCUACUUUGACCUCUAUGACCCUCCUCCUGAUGUCAUCUGUGUUGACUUGGAUACCAACAGACUUUACCUACCUGAAGACAAAAAGUCCCUGAGUUAUAAACUGCUACCAAAGAAAGCCACACGAGUAUUGCAGGAGAGCCUUUCCCGCCUCUUUGCUAAAGCCAGUUUGCUGGAUGUCAAGCCACAUGACAGUGAUGGAGUUUCCCUGGAAAUGACCCACUUUGACAUUGAUUUCCGGCGCAAGAAGCAAACUAUGCAGCUGGAGCUUGCCAUCCAGGAGGUGUUCCUGCGGUUCACAGCCUCUAUUUUGAAGGACUACAAGAACUUCCUGAAUCCCAUCAUGAAGCAGCCCACCAUACGCACAACAGAUGCUCAGACUUUGUUUGAUAUGCAGGGUUUUCUGAAGAGCCGAGACAAAGCCCAUGCCAAGUUUUUCUCCCAGCUCAUGCGUACACAGAUGUUCUUUCGGUUCAUAGAAGAACGCUCAUUUGUCUCCGACAAUGAUGCCAGCCUUGCUUUUUUUGAUGAGUGUUCAGAGAAGGUGGAUGAACUGAGAGAGGAGCCCAAACUGAUUGAAAUUGACAAUACUCACACAAGCGAGCGCACUGUAUUCAUCAUGCCCCCAGAGCCUACGGGCCUGCCUGAAGGGAUCAAAUACAGCUACAAUGGCUUCCCAGAGCUGAAGUCUGAGCUGUUCCUUCCGAAGAAGACAGAGUCCCUGAUUGUGCCAGCCAAACCCACGUGUCCCAAUAGCCCUCUAGCUCGACGCACCAAGCAGGAGGUCAAGUCUGCUCAGAAGAUGGCCUUACAGCAGGCUGGAGAUCCUGAGACUUGGUCCAAGUGCCUGUUGAGUUAUUGUUACAGUCUGUGGUUUGUGGUGUUCCCAUCGUUUGUCCAGUCACAUCCCAAGAAACUAGAGGCCCUGAAGGUUGGGUUUGCUGUCUUGAGGAAGAUGCAGGAAGCGAAACUGCUGACUGUGGAUGAGCUGUGCUACCGGGUGCUCAUGCAGCUGGCUGGUCAGUACAACAAGCCGGGCCUGGCAGUCCAGGUGUUCUCUCAGAUGAAGAAACAUGGUGUCCACCCCAAUGCCAUCACCUAUGGCUACUACAACAAGGUUAUGUUGGAAGCAAAGUGGCCAUCCCCACAGUCCAAAGCACGCCUACGCUGGCUCAAGAUUCGCAACGUCAUUAUUGGAGUGGCCCAGUUUCGCCGAGCUGUGCGGCGACGCAGCUUGUCUAUUUACUCCAAUUCAGGCAGUGAAUUUGACCGCAUAAGUCAUGCCAGUGCAGACAGUUACCUUGGGGAGACCUCCCAAGCUCCAGUCAAGGCUGGCAGUGAGGGUGUCGUGGCCACAGGAGAUGAGGGUUCGAGCCCUGUCGUGCGGGACCCUACCACAGCUGGGGACCUCACGAGUAAGAACAGUGGAAGUCUGGAAGAAAGAAUGAGCACAGGUGGUGUGUCAGACCGUGGCUACAACUCCAUGACACAGGAGGACGUGAAGCGCCUGUCACAGAUGGUCAUCUCGGCAGAUGACACUGGGAGUGCCAGCUCUCCGGCAACCAGCGAUGCCUCGGACACCACAACAGGCAAGGGCAAAGGAGAGGGCUGGGGGCCUCUCAGUUUCUUUGGCAACCUCACUCACGGCAAAGAGAGGAGAGCCUCAGAAAGAGUUAAGAAAGAGGUGCACAUUGUGGAAGAUGAGAAACACACUCACAUUUCCAACCGGCCUCGAGUUGGCAGCAUUGUGAAGAGAUCCCGUAACAGGAGCAGCUCUGACGCUGAUGAGUUUGAAUUACAGAAAGGAGCAGUGUUGAGUAACUCGUGUGGACUGGUGAUGGUGAGUCAAGUAUGUGUGGAGCACCGCACAUUCUCACCUGACACAGACGUUCGGCUACAGGUGGCGGAGGCUAAGCGGCGACGGCAUCGCAGUGCGGGAGAAAACCACUCAAAACCAUCUCGCUCCAUGAGCCUGUUCGCCAGCUGGCGUCCUCCAAGAAACAACGGGCAUGCAGAUGAUGGGUCAGUCAGUCGGACACAGCGAUCUAAACUUAGGUACUCAGAUCUUAUGAAGACCGAAGAAGAUGAUAAUUCGAUCAUUGGCAGCCCACUUUCCUCCGAACAAUGUGUCGGGGCAGACAGUGUUGAUGGUGUCCCCUCUAACUUUCCUGCCAGUAUUAGCAGUGUGGAACCUGUGACCAAUUGUGUACUCAGUGACCUCGAUACUGGUUCAACAUCACUUCAAGAGACGGAGCAAAGCUCACAGACUGUUGUAGUCAAAACUUCUAGUCAUACUGUGCCAAAUUCUUGUGAAGAAGAAGACUCCAACAAUAAACUUUUUCUGGACAGUGAUCCUCUCUCUGGGGAGUCCACAACAGACCAUUUGUGCGGUGCCAAUGCAGAACAUUCAUCUGAUUCAGUGGGCAACCCUGAGUCUGACUCUAGUCAUAAUGUACCCACAGAACAGCGGUCGAACAACUCGUCUGUACCUUCCACGCCUGCUGCCGCCUCAAGUCUUCCAAUAUCAGAAGAAGAGCUUGAAAAACCAACGGAAAGCCAGACUGUGUCUGGACAGUCUGCAGAUUUAGCUGUUGACAACAACCCUUCAACGCCAUUAUUGCGUCAUUCCAGGGAGAACAGUACUAGCGAUACCACCAGCCGCCGAGAAAUGAGGCGUUCUGUGUCUAUUUCAGAAGACCGUCUGAGUGGUCAGUUCAAUGAAGUUGUGCCCAUGAAACAGUCCCUGAGCGAGACGGGCAGAACCCUGAGCUCUCCAGGAUGUGACCUACCAGUCGAGCCGCGCACGCCUCAGAAAGCUCCCGCUGAGGACACGCAGUCUGUGUCCUCUCUCACUGACUCAAAACGGGAACGUUCCUCCGAUUUUAUGCUGAAAAGAACUCCGAGCUUGAAGAAGACAAAUGAAGCAAUAGGAAGCUUUCUCAAAUUUGCCUCCCGGGCUGCGUACAACAAACUCAGUGAGCUGAAGCAGACAAUAUCUUCUCCAAUGAGGAAUGGUUCUUUGGGCUCCCUGGGCUCGCUCACGCAGUCUAUUGAAGAGCUGGACUGUAACGACGGCAGCAGCACCAGUGGCACCAUCCGCGACCGGCCGCGCCAUGCAGGCAGCCAGGACUUGUUGAGUCACAGUGAAGAGAGUGAGGCAGAGGACACUGACAAACGACUCUCUGGCCUGUCUUUUGAGAGCGCCCCUUCUCCCUCAUAUUUGGAUGGAUACAGUGGUCAAAGAGAAGGAUUUACUGGGUCCUUUCCCCACAUCGGGGAGCAGUUGGGCCAAGAACUGCUGAAAGUGGCCAUGGAGGUUGAGAUGAGCUCGUGUUCCCGAUGCACCAAGUGCAACCGUCUCAUCUACGACGAGGAGAUUAUGGCCGGCUGGUCUGCGGAGGACUCCAACCUCAACACCAGUUGUCCAUAUUGCCACAACAAGUUUGUACCGCACCUGCAAAUUUACAUCAAGGAUUGGCGGGGUGACAAGAAGAGUGUGGUGUUCAGUGGAGACAUGGGAACGACACCACAGGAGAAACUUUUGGCUUCUUCGGGUCCGAUGGAUGCCAGCCAGAGCUCCAAGGUCGACUUCCAGAUCGGAGACGAUGGUUCUCCCGUCGCUGAGCCAGAGCACAGUUCCCUGGAAAAAGGUGAGAUGCCUCUGAGCCUGGAGGAGGCUGCUGGAACGAUGCGGCGCCGCUGCACCAGUGAGUGUCUGACUCAGGCCAUUGACAACAUCUCGCUGGGCUCGGCCAUCGACAGCCCCACGCGCCACGCCCCAUUGCGCUCUCCGCUUUCCUUGUCGACAGAAGAGGAGGAGUUUGAGUCUGAGCAUGGAUGCAAAAGCAACCCUUACGAGUCGCGAUGUGUGACCAAAGAGUUUAUGUCCAGGUCAGCCUCCUCGCGGGAGCCCCAGGUGGUGGCCUAUUUGAGUCCUCUGGUGCUGCGUAAGGAGGUGGAGUACGUCCUGGACCACGAGGGGAACCUCUGUCUGGCUCAGGACGCCUUUGUGGAGGAACACCCCAUCAUCUUCUGGAACCUGGUGUGGUUUUUCCGACGAAUCGAGGUGCCAACACACUUGACUGGCUUCCUACUAACCUCACAAGCUUUCAGUUGCAACAAGUUAGAGGAUGUGAACAAGCUCAAAGGCACAUACACCAACAAGAACAUUCUCAUCGUACCCCAGUGGGACAACAUUCGAAUCCAUGACGAGGUUGGACUGCCCAUGUACUCUGCUUGGCGAGCUGGCCACAAGUCCACGGUGAUUGAUGCUCUUGUCAUUGAGUCAGACUCUUUCAGUCGACCACUGAUGUGGCAGAUCAUUGCGGCUAUACAGCGGAAUGACGUGCUGGCUGCUAUACGGCUUGUCGCCCAUGCCCGAAGGAGGAUGGGCUCUCGCAAACGACGUUUCCGCAGCAUGUACCGAGAGAUUCUGUUCCUAUCCUUCGCUCAGUGUGGCCGGGAGAAUAUUGACCAUGAUGCAUUUGACCGUGAGUAUGCUACUGCAUUCAAGGAAAAGCUGAAACCUGGAGAGGUAAACAGACUUCAGAAAGACGACCACCCGAAGUCUCUGAUUGUGCAGUUUUGUCGCCAAGUGUUUAGUGAACUGGAAGUUUAACAAGAUCAGAUUUGCCAAAAGAUAGUGCCCAUCUCCUGUCUGUCAAAGAGAACAGGAUUCGGACAUCCACAAGAAAUAAUUCCUUGUUGCUCAGGUCUAUAUUCCACAGGAAAUGAACUUACUGAAUUGUUCAGUGCUUUGGAGUAGUAAGAAGUCGGUGAUGUUGAGUCUUUAGCUGAUGUACAUGCUCUUUCUACUAGUGUUUUGCUCUCAGUACUUUGUUAAGGCACAUUCUUUACAAUUAUUAUCUUCUGAUUUUGUUCAGUGUUUUUCUCCUUUCCUUUCUAAUCCUGGGAAUGCAUUCAAGGAGCUUAGGUUCAUUGGCUACUGUUUUCACUGCAGUGUUAUAAAGCUUGGAAAUAUGGGUACAGAGUUAUAUUUACCCGGCUGUACAGACCCCUCAUCUCAUACUAAAUAGGAGGGUUUAAAAAUUGUUCCAGUUUCUCCCCUACAGAAUGUUUUUAUGAUUUUUUUUUUUAAACCUUUUUUUGAUUUGUCUGAAAAUCCUUUUUAUGGUCAUUUAUUCUUAUUAGUGCAAAAAGAAAGAAUUAACUCCCCAACUCUGCUUUCCUUUUGAAAGACAAUUCAAAACUUGGUGCAAAGUCGACUGUGUAUUGAUUGGCAUGCGCUCAAGGACUCAUCAAGUAUGAAAGUAUUCCAAGCUCUGCAGACAUGGUUAUCAUGUAUGAAUAUGUGUUCUGAGAUGCAAGUGCAUUGUACAUUGUAGUACAGGUUCAUAAAAACAAGAGCCUCGCAUAAUCACGGUUCUUGUGGUAAUUCAUAUUGUUUUUGGUUGUAUAGUUUUGUUACUCGAAUAUGAGCAGAAUGGGAUUCCUGAUUCAGUUCUUGAUGCAGAAUACUGCCAGUCCCAUUAAAAUGAGAUUUACUAUUUAUGUAAUAACAAAUGGAUAACUCGGACGUUGAAUUUCAAGCAAUAUGAAUAUAUUUUGUCAUAGUCAUACCCCUCCCAUUAAAGUUGUUUGUCAAUUUUUUAAUUGCACAUCUUGCAGUUCAUAUUCUGUUAAUGGCCAGUGUACACUUACUUAAUAAGCUGAUUGUGUGUUAUGGAAACGACCAUUCUCCAUUUUCUACCACUAUGGAAUGGUGAUGUAAGGCUCCUCCACGCUAACAAUAUUGGCUUUUUUGCUUUCAAUUGGUUGGAUUUCUGGAGAGAUUUAACAAGAAAACCAAAUUUAAUUGGUGGAAAAGCUGGGGUUAGUAUAUUCGGACCUCAUUUAAUAAGUGAUAAUAAUAUCUGUGGAUCCCCUUAGGUGCUUGAGCUAAUGUUUGUUUUUUUAAUCAAAGGAGUCAUGGAAAAGUUUGACUUUCAUGCUUGAUAUAUUACCUUCAAUUUUGUACAUUUGAUUAUUGCUCCUGAUCAUUUCUCGGGGAGGGCCAUAUCCUCAUGUAGAGAUCAAAGUUUAUUCAUGCAGAUAUCAGUGUGGUAAGUGUACACUGGCCAAUCCAACUUUCUGGCCUGACCUGAUUAGUUGACUAAGUGUCUGUCCCACUGACACGCCCUGUGAUAUACAUAGAUUUGUGGUUAGCUUCGCACCGAAAGUGCUUCGGGUUUAACUCUUGUUUUGAGGUACUGUGAUCAUGCCAAUUACACAGCUUGUUUGGGUCAAGAAGUUUGUGAAGGUGAAAAGGUUUUUUUCGUGUGUGUGACAGUGUAUAUGAGAAUAUAUUAAUGCCUACCCUUGUGUUUUGAAUUGAAAUUUAGCAUCAGUGCAAAAUGUUUUCCUCUUUCACAUUUUCUGUAAUUUUUUUUAGAGAACAGUGAUAGCGAAAUGUGGUGCAUAUUUUGCGAAUAUUAUUGUGACAUUACUACUUCUUCUAGUCAUUCUGUACUGGUGUUAAUAUGAUGAAAUAUGCUUUCUGCCUGAUACGUUGAUGUUUUCAUGCCAAAUGAUUGAUUGGGAUGUGGGAGGGUUUUUUUUUCCGCGUACAUCUUUACAUUUUGUGUCUAAAGAAAGAUUUGUUUUGCUUGUUUUUUUCUUUAUUCUUUGUUAAAAUCAACAAUUUUUACUUUAGCUAUUCUUGAACAGGAAGGCAAAAAGGCUACCGGUAUGUGCAUGUUGUUGAACUGUGUGCUGUUUGAAGUAAGCAAGCUGUUUUAGUGUCAUGACCAAAGCCUCUUAACAUCACCAUUGAAAGUUACAAACUGCAUGUUGUGAAAUUUUUUCAACUUUCAUUUGCAUUGUUUUAGCUGUUUGUCUGGUUCACUUGGCCACUCAGUGGUAGUUAGAGUGAGUGUUGAAGUGAGAGUCUAUAGUCUGCAGUCCUAAAUCUUUUCUGAUCAAGGGUUCACUUUAGUUUUCCGAUCCAGCGACCUUCUGAGUUCUAGCCCUUCGGCCUGAGUCAAGGGUUUACACAACUCCACAGCAAUGUUAUUUUCCAGUUUACCAUCUUAGUCGCGUGGAGGAUGUAGAGGAGGGCUGUCAGUGAGGUGCUCAUACAUUGUUCUCAUAUCUCUGUCAGUAAUUCAAUCUUCUUUUGAAAGUAAUGAAUUGUGGAAAAUAAUGUGAAAUCACUGAAAUGAAUAUGUCCUGCCCUAUGGAGCUGGGUAUUGAAACUCGGGUCUUUCAGUCUGAAUUUUAAUACCCAAACUAUUAGAUGAGGACCGGUGUCAUGUGAACUUGCAAAACAGAAGGGGAUGUUUAAAAAAAAUUUGUGUUCCUUGAAUUAUAAAUGCAAAUGUUCAAAUGGUGUUCGAAGUGAUUGUUUUAACACCUUUUAGUUCAGACUUUAAUGUCUAUCGUGACAUGUAAACACUUUCCCACUCAACAUGACUGAAGAAAUACAAGAGUCUGUGUGUGACAUGCACUUCGUUCCUUCUACAGGGUUUCCUCAAUGGUUAGCAAGGCUAUGAUUUUUUAAAUAUAAUGAUGAAACAAAAAAAAAAGAAUCACUGACAGUAAGCUGCAGCCCAGUUUUCAACUUUAAUUAUGAAAGUGUUUCAGAGUGGUCAUCAACAGAAAGUUUUAUUUUCACCUAAACUGAGCUCUAAGAAUGUGAACUCCUGAAGAAGAUGAAAAGGAAGUACAGGAAGUUGUGUGGAUGGGUAACUGUUGUUGGCAGAGAAUGUACUCAGGAAAGGGUUGGUCCCCGUUGACUUGACUAGCCACGUUUACUCAGCGUUUGUAGAUCAAAAGUGUGAUAAGUUGAGCCAGAUUGGAACAGUAGAGUAAAUAGUCCUUUCCGCAACAGAUAUGUGGAACGUUGAUAUUACUGUGUGUUUGUUCCUUCGUAUUUCAAAUGGAAGUGGUGAAUGUGGAAGGCCUUGUGCGUAUUUGCAGGGCAGGGCAGGGCAGGGUCAAGCACUCUUAAGUUUUUCUUAACUUCAGAAAUCUUGUCUUAAUUGCAGGCAUAUCCUUAUGUAUAAAUUCAAGGGAAACAAGCUACAGAGAGAUUAGUGGAAGGCUGCCUUCUGCUCUGCCUGCAUAUAAUUGUAAGUAAGGCACCCAUGCUCAACACCGAAGUACAAAUGUAGUGGUGAUGAGCUGUUUCUUCGCUGACUGUAGUACAAUUGAAAGUUCCUCUAAUUGAGAUGGUCCUCAUGAGCAUACUCCUGCGUGAUAUUGUUCAAGUUGUCUCUGCCCAGCCCUGCACACUCUGGAAUAAGAUCUCUGCUGAAAUGCAAUAGGCCUGCCUGGUGGAAGUUCGGAGAUUUGCUACUGAGUGGUGUAUAAAUAACUAUUUUUUCUCAUUCUCCUUGAAAUAUUUCUUUUUUGCUCGGUAUCCCGAUGGGACCCUAUAUGGUUUACCCUCAAAUCGCCUGUGUUGCAUGGAGAGGGCUUUUGAUUUCAGCAGCAACAACAGUAUGGGGACACACUUAUUCAUGCUUGCCAUUUGAUUCAUGAAAUUACCAGUUGAGAUUCUUUAUUUUUCAUUGUGACGGAAGAUAAGUUUCAUUGAUUUUCUUGUGUCAGUUCCGAUAUUUCAACAGUUCGAAGAACUAAUUGGAUUUUUUUUAAGCUUGUGAGAUUUCCUUUGUAUUUUGUUGCCUUUUGGAGUGAGGAAGGGGAAGGGUGUGUUUGGGGGUCCUCACAAUUAUUGUUCAUGUGUAGCCAAGACUAAGGAACUGCAGAUGUUGGGAUCAUUCACCCAUGUAUUUGAUCAGUUCCAACUUUACAGAUUUUUGUCUCAUGCUUUGUUCCUCCUUUCUUUGUCAAUUUUUGCCUUGGUCACAGGUGAGACCUCAGAACGGGCUUUUUGUUGACUCAAAUGGAUGAGAUUCGUCAUAAUGCAACUCUGCAUUGGUUUUUUUUUGCAAUAAUAACUCUUUGCUCAACAUUUUUUCCAUGAAAUUUGACAUGUUUGAACAAUGUUUUGUGGUUUUGUUAAAGGGAAUUAUUUCAAUUGCACAAACAUGGCUUUAUUGAUACUGCUUGAGAAUCAGAUGUAAGAUUUUCUAUGAGCCUGUUACUUUUACUUUUCAAUGUUCUCCACAGAAGUUGUCAGAGUAAUUUAAUCCAGCUAAAACUUUCAUCCUUCCUCUUACUCUUUGUAUUAUUUCUUUGCAGUGAUCAUUACACUCUGUCAAUAGAGACCCAUUAGUCUGUAUGUCAGGCAUAACUUCUUUGUUCUUGUUUAUGUUUUAAGCAUUCAUGCUUGCUAUAUGAAAUGAACCACAUGUAUAUAUAUACAUCUUAUAUUCAGAGACCUUUUGCUGUAACUGAUGUGCAAUUUUUUAUGUUCAAAAUAGAGACUGCUAUUUAGGUUUUAUUGUAAUUUUUUUUUUAAAUUAUCUUCAUUUUUUUUUGGGUUUGUUUUGUUGUUUUUAAAAAACUGUUAUUGCUUUAUGAUAAUUUAUAUUGCUUUGCUUUAAUGGGAUACCAAUUGCUUUGUGUGUGGAAGGGUUGUCCCCUUUAGUGUUUUUGGAGGAUUGUGCAUCUGUACUGUUGUAUCUGCUCCAGUAGUGGGUUGUUGUUUUCAUUAGGCAUGCUCAGAUUUCCUCUUUGUGUGCCUGAACCUUUUUUUUUUUUCAGUCGGUAAAAGGACACAAGUGUUGAGACUGUGCCAGACAUUUGUUUCCCAGAUGAUGCAAAUAGGAGUAGGAGAGUAAAAAAAUACUUUUCCCCUCUUUUCAUUCACCAAGUGCUCAACAUAAUUUGUAUGCAGGAAGGAAGAAGCUGUUCCAAGCCUCUGGUCAGUGGCAUCUGAUCUUAAAAGAAAAUUGUACUGUCAUAGAUGCUGUGAAGAGUGCUCUUGGGUCUUUGUUCUGUUGUUCCCAUGGUCAGCGAUUCUUUCAGAAAUAAAUCUUUAGUCAACAGCAGUGCUUUAUCAGACAUCAUCCCUUGGUCUCUGUUUACCAUAGGGCAAUACACACAUACAUACUCACUGAACACGGUCUCGAGAAGCUCCAAAAGAGUGUUGUGGACAUACUGUUAUAGUACAGGACAGAAACCAAUUCUUCUCUUCCUAGAUUUUCCUUACUAAUUCUGAGAUUUUCCAUAGGGUUUAUCUCUAGUCUUAGGAACAUUGCCAUAUUCCCAUUAGUCCAAGGGAUCUUUCCUUCUCCCCACUCUAUGAGGUUGUAUAGACCAAAGUUGUACAUAUUUAUAUUGUCAUGUAGACGUUGGUCAGAUGUGCAAGAAAGGAAAACCGUGAACAUUUUUUUCUUUUUAGUCCUUGUAAGAUUAUUUUGUUAAUCCUUGUACGAUUGUUUUGUCUGAUUAAACUCUUGUGUGUGAAAAUUCA
Aplysia californica (California sea hare) is the source of this 12759-nucleotide messenger RNA. RefSeq names its product DENN domain-containing protein 4B. The record is from RefSeq and is a predicted model, not a curated record. Gene Ontology annotation, molecular function: protein binding. Gene Ontology annotation, biological process: regulation of Rab protein signal transduction. Gene Ontology annotation, cellular component: cytoplasmic vesicle. Lineage: Eukaryota; Metazoa; Mollusca; Gastropoda; Aplysiida; Aplysiidae.